UCUCCCUGUGGCUGGGUUUUGGGAAGAUGGCGAAGGUCUCAGAGCUGUACGAUGUCACUUGGGAAGAAAUGAGAGAUAAAAUGAGAAAAUGGAGAGAAGAAAACUCACGAAAUAGUGAGCAAAUUGUAGAAGUUGGAGAAGAAUUAAUUAAUGAAUAUGCAUCUAAGCUUGGAGAUGAUAUUUGGAUCAUAUAUGAACAGGUGAUGAUUGCAGCGCUAGACUAUGGUCGGGAUGACUUGGCAUUGUUUUGUCUUCAAGAGUUAAGAAGACAGUUCCCUGGUAGUCACAGAGUCAAGAGAUUAACAGGCAUGAGAUUUGAAGCAAUGGAAAGAUAUGAUGAUGCUAUACAGCUAUAUGAUCGAAUUUUACAAGAAGAUCCAACUAACACUGCUGCAAGAAAGCGUAAGAUUGCCAUUCGAAAAGCCCAGGGGAAAAAUGUGGAGGCCAUUCGGGAACUGAAUGAGUAUCUGGAACAAUUUGUUGGAGACCAAGAAGCCUGGCAUGAACUUGCAGAACUCUAUAUCAAUGAACAUGACUAUGCAAAGGCAGCCUUUUGUUUGGAGGAGCUUAUGAUGACUAAUCCACACAACCACUUAUAUUGUCAGCAGUAUGCUGAAGUUAAAUAUACCCAAGGUGGACUUGAAAACCUCGAACUUUCAAGAAAGUACUUUGCACAGGCAUUGAAACUGAACAACAGAAAUAUGAGAGCUUUGUUUGGGCUUUACAUGUCAGCAAGUCAUAUUGCUUCUAAUCCAAAAGCAAGUGCAAAAAUGAAAAAGGACAACAUGAAAUAUGCUAGUUGGGCAGCUAGUCAAAUAAACAGAGCUUAUCAGUUUGCAGGUCGAAGUAAGAAAGAAAGCAAAUACUCUCUGAAGGCAGUCGAAGACAUGUUGGAAACACUGCAGAUCACCCAGUCUUAAGCAGGAUACCUGGAGGUGUAGCAGCCAUCUUACAGCCGCGUCGUGGCAAAUGUGAGAAUGAAGGUUAUGUUUCAAAGGUAGAAACUGAAGAGAGAGGAGCCUGGGUCCCUCAUGGCAUUGUUAAGCUGUUGUACCAGCAUGAGCAAGUGCCAAGCUCUGCACUUACUAUUACAAGAUAAAAAAGAAACUGUUUAAGACCAUCCUGUUACUACAGGCAUGGAUUGAUUGAUUGAUUGAGACAUGGUUUUGGUCUGUCACUGGGCUGGAGUAUAGUGGUGUCAUCCUAGAUCACUGCAACUUCAAACUUCUGGGCUCAAGCAGUCCUCCUGCCUCCCGAGUAGUAGGAACUACAGGCACAUGCAACCACAUCUGGCUCAUUUCUUUACUUUUUGUAGAGACAGGGUCUCACUAUGUUCCUCCAGCUGGUCUUAAGCUCCUGGCCUCAAGUGAUCCUCCUCACUUGGCCUUCCAGAGAGCUAGGAGUAUAGGUGUAAGCCACCACAACCAGCCCAUGUAUCUCUGACCACUAUGUCCACCAUUCACCUUUUUUUUAACAUGCAUAAUUCUUAUUAUAGAUGCGUCUCAAAUGCUAUUUUAGAAUCUAAUUGUUUAAGCAAGUAAAUAAUUACAUACUAAAAAAGAAGUAAUAUCUUAUUGCUCAUUGCCCAGCAUUUAGCAAUCUAAGCUAGUAAAGGUGAAAAAGAGGCAUAUUUAUACAGCUUUAACUAUAACAUUAAUUUGGGGGCAGAGGAGAAUAUAGGUAAAACAGAAAAGGAAGACCCAUGUUUUAGUAUACUGCAAACAUACAGUUCAACUUUUGAUUGGUAAAUAUUUCAAAGAAUCUUUCUCUUCUUAUACUAUAGCCCACUUAAUCUCAAAGUAACUUUGUGGUACUUCAUUUCAUAGAGCUAUUGGACUUUAGAAGGGACUUUGGAGAUGAUUUACUCCAUUUUAAAAUGAAGAAUCUGAGGUUCAGGGAAAUUAUCCUGUGACAGCAGGAGCUGGGACCACAAUGUCAAGGGUUCCCAAGUGAGUGCUCUUUCUCAUAACUUCUGGUACAUGUGUCUAUCCUGUGACAUGUUGUUGCCAUUUUAGAGUGACAAAAAUAAGAGCCAGAUAUAUUCAGGGGUUAAAGUUUGUUAGCAGAGGAAGGAUGAGAAUUUAUAUCUUCUGAUUCCUGAAACAAUAUUUUAAUUGAAUAAAAAAGUCAAAAUUUUAUUUUAAGUUAAAUUAAAUUUAAAUUCAAUUACCUAUUUAAGAUGUGAUUUCAUUUAUAAUCAGUAUGACAACUAUUUGAAAAUAUUUGCAACUAUUUCAAACCUCUUUCACAUUGAACCUUUGCUGAGCCUGCCCUAUCUUUCGUCUCACUCCCAGCAGUUAAUUUCUUCUUGUGAGCAGAAUUGUAUUUCACUAAAACUCUUAUGUUGAAAUCCUGACUCUCCGUACUUAAGAUUGUGAUCAGAUGGGUUCAUUAACAAGUCAGUUAAGUUUAAAUAAGGUCAUUAAUAUGGGCCCUAAUUCCCUAUAACCAGUAUUCUCAUAACAUGAGGGCCAGGCACACAGAGAGACGAAGGAUCAUGUGAAGACUCAAAGAGAAGACGGCAGCUAUAAGCCAAGGAGGGGGUCCUCGGGGAAAAAAAAAAAUCCUGGUGAUAACUUUAUCUCAAACUUCUAGCCUCUACAGUGGUGAGAAAAUACAUUUUUGUUGUUCCAGUUACCCAGUGUUGGGAACUUUGUUAUGGCAGCCCUAGCAAGCCAAUACACCUCUCUUACCAUUUCAAAGAGAAAAGAGAGAUCACCAGGUAAAAAACAUAUCCUGUGUCACACAUGUCGAUUUCAGUUCCCAACUUUCAUCUCCUCUUCUUCAACAGUAAAAGAAAGUAGUCUAUGCUUUUCUGAGCUAUCUUCUAAGCCUGUCCCUCAUUUUCUUUUUAGCCAUACUUUAGUUUCAUGAAUUCACCCUUACUCCCUUCUACCCCAAAGCAUUCUGCUUUUCCCAAAACCUCACAUCAUCCCUUUCUUCACACCUAUCCUUAAACUGUUUCUUCAUCAUCUUUUCUUCCAUUUGAACUAGAUUCUUCCUACUAAUACUAAAAUAUGCUCAAGUCACUACCACGUUUCCAAAUAACCUCCCUCAUUUCCUCAAGCCUCCUCCCUCUACUAACCCAUUUUUCCUUUUUCACUGCCAGAUUUCUUUGUCUAAACUUAUAUCCUUUUUUACUAUCUCAUUCUUUAAAUAUGUCCAUUGUACCUUUGAGACAGUUCAGUAACACAUCACUAAUCUAAUGAGUGUUACCACGGCCAUGUCCCAUCUAUUUUAUGUAGUGUUACACCUCUCUGCUCUGUCCAUCUCUCUCUAGCUCCUGGACUGCUGCAGUAGCCUACAUUUCUUGCAGCCUCUCUUCCCCUCAGUCUGUUCUCCACUGCAGCAGAAUGUUACUAGACAUCAUGGAUAAUGCCAUUUUGCUUCUCGUUCUCCCAACCUCCUCUGGUGAAACUCUUCUGUUUUUCAUUUCUUUGCUGUUAACAUAACUAUCAAGGCUCUGUAUAGUGUCAGAACUAGGAGGAAGAUUCAGAUUUCCUUGAUUGUAAACCAUCAUUCGCUACUCUCCCCCUCUGAAUUCAGUUGCACUUAAAUAUCAUGAAGUUGUUAUGCUUCCUUUUCUACCAUGUUUGUACUCAUUGCCUUUGUACAGAGCAAAGCCUUUCCUGAUUCUUCUUUCAAAUAACUAAGGUCAGGCCCUUUGGCCAUACAUCUUUAUCUCUCUCUCCCUCUUUUUUUUUUUUUUUUUUUUUUUGCCUAUUUGUAAUUUGGUUUAUAACAUUGCAUUUCUAUAUACUUUAAAGACACAUGAGAAGAUAUAAACACAGUACAUUGUCCAAGUAGGUGAUGAUAUUCCAGUAGUACUGUUAGCUGCGGUACAGACCUUACUCAGAUUUUAUUAUUUUUAUAUGUCUUUUCCCUGUUUAUGAAAUGUUAUCAUAUGCUUAGGUUCAUGUUACCAUUAUCAUGAUCAGGAUGCGGAUCUUUACACCAUUACAGAGAAACUCCCUCUUGCUACUCCUUGAAGUUGUGCCCUCACCUAAUCCUACUGCCUGGUAUUCACUGAUUUGUUCUCCUUAAGUAUAGUUUUGUCACUUAAGAGUGUUGUUACACAUCUAUGAAUGGAAUCAUAAAGUGUAUAACCCUGACUCAGCUUACUGGCCUUUAGAGCCUUCCUGUUUGUUUAGCGGUUUGUUCAUUCUGUUGAUAAGUAGUAUUUCACUGUAUAAAGGUAGCAUAAUGUUAAUCCAUUCAUCACAAAGGACAUUGAAGUUGUUUUUAAUUUUUGCCUGUUGUGCAUAAAGCUCUUGAGAACAUAUAUGUAGUGAGUUUUAUAUGAACAUAAAAUUUUUAUUUCUCUAAUUGCCUGAAAAGUUAUUGCUGGGAUGUCUGAUAAAUGCAUGGUUAACCUUAUCAGAAACUGCCAAACAAUUAAAGAAUAGAUAAUACCUGCCUUAUACGAUCUUUUCCAGAAAAUACAGGAGGUAGGAAUACCUCCUAACUCAUUAUAUGAGACCAGUGUUACCUUUAUACCAAAAUAAGAAAACAAGAAAAAAAAUUACAAUAAAUGAGAACUACAGACCAAUACUUUCAUAAACAUAGACACAAAAUAUUAGAUUGAAUGUAUUAGAUCAUUAAAUAUGAAAUGUCCAUUUUCAAAUCAAAGGCUUAGUGUAUUAUAUCUCAAGAAGCAGUACAAUUAGUCAAAGUGUGGGCCUAAACUAUUGACGUAGUUUUGCCAUCUUAUUAGUAGAUUGUUUAUGCCAGCAGUGAAGAAUCCUGGAGAUGGAGUGGAGGUGAAAUCAUGAAAAGCCUUUUCCAAAGCUUGUUGAACAUUAAAUAUUUUUCCUUGUAUAAAGUGGUCCAAAGCCUGGAGGAAGUGGUAGUCAGUAAGGUCUGGUGAAUAUGAUGGAUAACAGAAGGUCCAGCUUCCAUAGAUUGAGCAGCAUUGUUUGUAGAACAGUGUUUACUUGCAAGAGGAUUGGCCUGUCUCUACUGACCAACAUGGGCUGCUUAAUAACAAACAAGUUUCAUCCAGUUGGUUGCAGUAGACAUUACUAUACUCAAUUGACCAGGUUUCACGAAACUUAGUGAACCAUACCAACACUAGACUGCCAAAUAGAAACCAUUAGCUUUUUUUGAUGAAUAUUUGGUUUGAGGCUAUGUUUGGCACUUCAUCUUUAUCCAACCAUUGUGCCCAAUGCUUGCGAUUCUCAAAAAGAAUUCAUUUUCAUCACGUUGAAUGAUACGGUAUAGAAAUGGUUCAUCUUAAUGUUGUUGACAGCAAAGAAAGGUAAACUUAGACCAUUUCUCCUAACUCUCAUUUAAUUCAUGUAGAACCCAUCUAUUCAGUUUCUUUACCUUGCCAGUUGAUUUCAAAUUGUCCAUUGUUGGAAUAAUAACAUCAAACCUUGCUGCUAAUUCACAGGUAGGUUGAGAUGGAUUCUCUUCUGCUAUAGCUUUCAGCUCAUCAUUAUCCACCUCGCUCUUGGGUCAGCUGUGUGGCUCAUUUUCAAGAUUAAAAUCACCAGAAUAAAACUUCUCAAACCACUGAUGUACCAUGCAUUCAUUAGCCACAUCCUUCCCAAACAUUUUCUUAAUAUUUGGAGCUAUCUGUGCUGUAAUGGUUCCACGAUGGAACUUAUUAUUCAGAAAUAGCACAGAUUUUUGACUUAUCCAUGGUUUCACAAAAAUUGCUCUUAAAAAUUUUUAAAGAUACUCAUAAGCCAAAAUGUGUGUUUGAAAGAAUGAGAAUGUAUCUUCACAAUUAAAAAAAAAGUGUCAAAGUGAAAUGUCAGAUAUCAAUUGUCAAACAGUAGUACUUAAGGAAAUCAGACAUUUCAUACUAACCUAACAUAAAAAGAAUAAUACACUGCAACCAUGUUGGGUUUAUUCCAGAAAUUUGAGUAUGAUUAAGAGUUUGAAAAUCAGUGUUAUCCAUCACAUAAGGAAGAAAAUAAGAAAAUGAUUAUAUCAAUUGAUACAGAAAAACAUGAAAAAUUUAAUACCCACUUCUGAUACAAAAACCUCAGCAAUAGAAAGA
Molecule: messenger RNA, 6007 nt
Organism: Nycticebus coucang (slow loris)
Lineage: Eukaryota; Metazoa; Chordata; Mammalia; Primates; Lorisidae
Gene: EMC2
Product: ER membrane protein complex subunit 2
Exons: 12
Coding region: 27-920 (297 amino acids)
Biological process (GO): protein folding in endoplasmic reticulum
Cellular component (GO): EMC complex
Molecular function (GO): protein binding
Source: RefSeq, a predicted model, not a curated record